Messenger RNA from Chelmon rostratus (copperband butterflyfish), 415 nucleotides. It is a transcript of the gene atp5mk, whose product is annotated as ATP synthase membrane subunit k. The record is from RefSeq and is a predicted model, not a curated record. The coding region runs from base 116 to 292 and encodes 58 amino acids. Lineage: Eukaryota; Metazoa; Chordata; Actinopteri; Chaetodontiformes; Chaetodontidae. The transcript has 4 exons.
GCUGAGAAUAGGCGGGAUUUCCUUGUGAAUUUAGCAUUGCAGCUUCUGUUGAAGGGCACCUGUCUUACUCUGCUCGUACUGGGGUCGUGUGUUGAAGGACCAUCAACAAUCCACCAUGGGAGGACAUGAUGCCGGAAGCGAGCGCCAGUUCACUGGGUUUGCCAAGUACUUCAAUUCAUACACAAUCACAGGAAGGAGGAAUUGUGUUUUGGCCACAUAUGCUGGCAUAUUAGGCAUUGUCCUUUUCUACAAAUUGAAACCCAAGAAACAGGCUGCCGUCACAGAAAAGUGAUCAUGAUUCCAAUUUAACCAUCAUUUCUAUCAGCUGGGGCAGGAAGAAGCAGCUGCACAUGCUUGUAGUAAAAUAUGAUUGUUUGCUUUCUGUGUUAAAAAUAAAGAAAAUUUAUUCCCAAAA